UGCAGAAAGAUUAAUGCGUGUGUGUAUGUGUAAGUCUAAUAAUUAAAAUAAAUUUUCUCAAAAUGUUAUUAGAUAAUUAUGUUGUUUUUGUUGGCAUUUUGCGCUAUGCUGUUUAUUCAUUCUUUUUCGACUUGUGAUUCAUUGAUAAUUUCUUGAGAUAGAUAGAUAUAUGACAUUCUAAUGUGAUUACGCGAUAAAAAAUAGCCAAAACAAUAAAUAAAAUAUUGUUUUAUUAUCAUUUUACAAUUAUUUUACUUUUAUUAUCAUUUUAUAAUCAAGUAUAUACACAUAAUCAGGUAUUUAAAAUAUGAAUUUGCACAAUUAUGCACAACACAAUAUUUAAUCAUUAAAACUAUAUAACAAUUUUAUAAAUCUAGACGUGUAACAUAUCUCUUUUUAAUACCUUUUAGAAAUGUCUUUAAGACUUUACUAAUAGAUAUAUAUAGAACAUUAUAAAAUCUUUUCUCUGACACUUCACAUGAUGUUUAACAAAUUUUGGAUAUCAAUGCAUUGGAGCAUGCAAUGAGCGACUUUCGACGUUUUGAGCCAUGAAAUCAACGAUACGCGUGCAUAAUGGCCUCUGGACUAUUCCGUUUGAUAAUGACAAUUUUAUAUCAAACUCUUGAAAUGCUUCAGAUAAUGCUGAUAUGAUAUUAUCUAUGUCAUUUAGACAGAAUUUUAUACAUCGUUACAAACUCCAUCAUUUAAUAUUUGACCGACGGAUGUGGUAGUAGUGAGAAAACAUGAAGAAGUUAUAUCUUGCUGCUCUAGCAGGAAAUCUAGGUAUGUUGUCAGUCGGCCUAUUUAUCGGUUGGGCAUCGCCAUCGUUGCCUUUACUGAUGAAUGGUGGUGACAGCAAGUAUUCUGUGCGUUUGAACAUAGAAGAAGCCUCUUGGGUGACAUCCUUACUUACUAUCGGUGCCGCCGUGGGUUGCGUUACUUCUGCACUGAUGGUGAAUAUUAUCGGCAGAAAAAAUACCAUGCUAUUUACAGCUGUGCCCUCAAUCAUUGGCUGGUUGCUGAUAGUUUUUGCAACAUCAUCGUGGGAACUGUAUAUAUCGAGGUUUACAUCCGGACUAGGUAUGGGCAUUGCUUAUUCAGCUACGCCGAUGUAUUUAGGCGAAAUUUCGCCGGCAGAUGUUCGCGGUAAUUUAGGAUCCUUGUUGACAGUCGCUGUGAAACUCGGGACUUCACUCGAGUUCGUAAUAGGCCCGUUUGUAUCAGUGAGAAAUCUCGCCCUCAUCUCUUUGGUGGGACCGUGUCUGUUUGUGAUCGCUUUCAUCUGGCUACCGGAAUCACCGUACCAUUUAAUGCGUUGCGAUGCCAAACAGAAAGCCAUAAAUUCUCUUGUUCAAUUGAGAGGCAAAGAGGAUGUUCACAAGGAAGCGGACAGUAUUGAGCAAUCUGUAAAAGCCGAUUUAGCUAACGAAGCUGGUUUUCAUGAGCUUCUAUUUAUACCAGGAAAUCGCAGAGCUCUAAUAACAUUGCUGUGUCUGGGCAUGACUCAACAGUUGAGCGGCUCCCAAGCCGUAUUACAAUAUGCUCAAAUAAUUUUCGACCAAACAAACGGUAAACUGGAGGGCAAGUAUUUGACUAUGAUACUGGGCGCUGUGCAACUAAUCUGUUCGAUCAUCUGUAUGGCGAUCACCGAUUGUAGCGGCAGAAAGUCAUUGCUGACAAUCUCCGCCAUCGGUUCGGCGUGCUCCACCGCCAUGGUCGCGUCAUAUUUUCAUCUUCAAUACAAUCACGUAGAUACUAGCAAUAUAACAUGGUUGCCUGCCAUCGGCGUGAUCCUGUACGUGAUUAUGUACGUCAUGGGUUUAGCGUCAAUACCGUUUACCAUGGCCAGCGAAUUGUUCCCUACGAACGUGAAGGCCCUCGGUAAUAUGAUAGGCAUAAUGAUGAUCCACAUCACAUCCUUUGCAGUGACGAAAUUGUACCUGGUCAUAAGCGAAAGUGCCGGUGUACACACGCCGUUCUGGAUAUUCACUGCGUGCAGUCUUGCCGGUGCUGUAUUCACGCUUCUCUACGUACCUGAAACCAAAGGCAAAACGUUGGAGCAGAUACAGGAAAAAUUGCACGGUCUGUCGAAAUAGGAAAUAAAAAAUAGAGUACCUGCAAGCGUUGAUUUUCCAUCGACAAAUAUUUGAAGAAUAUUAACGAAUAACCUGUCUUUGCAUAUGAUUGAACUGAAUUUGCACUUAAUCGAAAAAAGUAUCCUGCGAGAUCGGAUUUAUACUUGCUAUAAUUUUUUUUUCUUGAAAUGAUCUGCCACCCUUUACUUUUAUUAUUAUUAAAUGUUAGUUACAAUGUUUAAAUGUAAUAUUGACGACAUAUAAGACAAAAUAACUUAAUGUUUAUAAGUAAUUGAUAAUACGUUCGUGUGAUGUAUAAAAACGUUUAUAUUAAACGUUUUAACAUCCAUUUAAUGUCUAUUUAGUUUUUAUUAAACUAUUUAAAUUUCUCGUGAACGAUAUUUUAAACAAACUAAUAAAA
Messenger RNA from Monomorium pharaonis (pharaoh ant), 2496 nucleotides. Its product is annotated as facilitated trehalose transporter Tret1. Gene Ontology annotation, cellular component: membrane. The record is from RefSeq and is a predicted model, not a curated record. The coding region runs from base 744 to 2096 and encodes 450 amino acids. NCBI's taxonomy places the organism in Eukaryota, Metazoa, Arthropoda, Insecta, Hymenoptera, Formicidae. The transcript is spliced from 4 exons. Gene Ontology annotation, molecular function: sugar transmembrane transporter activity. Gene Ontology annotation, biological process: carbohydrate transport; transmembrane transport.